Messenger RNA from Pestalotiopsis fici W106-1, 1881 nucleotides. RefSeq lists its product as uncharacterized. Bases 1 to 1881 code for a protein of 626 amino acids. The transcript has a single exon. NCBI's taxonomy places the organism in Eukaryota, Fungi, Ascomycota, Sordariomycetes, Amphisphaeriales, Sporocadaceae. Gene Ontology annotation, cellular component: nucleus. Gene Ontology annotation, molecular function: zinc ion binding; transcription cis-regulatory region binding; DNA-binding transcription factor activity, RNA polymerase II-specific. The record is from RefSeq and is a predicted model, not a curated record. Gene Ontology annotation, biological process: positive regulation of transcription by RNA polymerase II.
AUGCUGGGCUCGACAUCUUCGUCGUCAGCUGCGAAUGGCACCUCGACGACAGGCCCACCCGACCCCAAGCGGUCACGUCUCGGAUGUUGGAUCUGUCGGGAGAAAAAGGUCAAAUGCGAUGAGGCACACCCGAGAUGCGGAAGAUGCGUCCGCUUGGCCAGAGACUGCAGCUAUGCGCCCCGCUCGCGGAAGAAGUACGUGAGGCGGAAGAAGUCAAGCCAGCUACCUAUACCUACUACUCCUAACGACUGCCAAGACGACAUCCCGACACCAAAUUCGAGGCCCGCGGAACGACUUGAUAUCUCGUCUAGCACAGGGUACUAUGAGACGUUCUCUAGUCAGCUUGAUGCACUUCCCGCUGAUCAAAGGAGCCAGGCGUGUUCUCAUGAGCAGCGCCUAAGUGUACCCGUAGCCACACCCACACCCACUCCCACCGGGCAGGUGAGCAGUCGGCAUCUGUAUGAGCACCAUUCAUCACCUGUGUCUGUGGCCUUGCCAGAUCUCUCGCUGUCGCCGGCAUGCCUAGAGAUAUUGGACCCAUCGGAUUACGAUGCAAUUCGGUUCUUCCGCUCCGGACUGUCGGGGGCUAUAGACACAAAGGUGCCGGAGCACAGCGGCCCCGCCAUACUGUGGACACUGGCACACAAGAAUCAGAUGGUGUUGCACACAGUCUGUGCACUAGGAGGGCGCAAUCUGUGCAAUCAGAAGCAUAUGCCCGACGCCGAAAAGCAGACUCGGCAGGCCAGAGCCGUCGAGCACUACGCAGCGGGACUACGCCUUCUUGUUACUGCCACGGAGCACAUUCACGAGACGCGCGACUUUGACUAUAUCCUCGGCGCCCUCUGGCUCAUGAUCGUCUAUGAACAGAAGUAUGGCGAUGGCUGCGGAACCGGGCUGAUUGCUCACCUCCAUGGCGCCACGUCGCUUCUACAGAGUCGCAUGCGGAACCUCCGACAUAUACUAGAACAAACUGAGCUAUGUGACCCAACGCUGUCAGGCACCGCGGGUUUGGGAUCUAGUAUCGAGCCGCAACAUUUAUCUCCCGUCGCCACGCGGAUAAUAGUGUGGAUCUCAUUGAUUGACGGAGCGGCAGCCCUCAACGGGUUCGGCGGCGCAUUCAACGACCUGCUCGCCGAGGCCAUCUUUGACGCGCACAGCGACACAGCCCUUGCUCGGAUACAAGGCUUCAGCGCACUUCAGAAACACUCAAACUUGGUGUACCAGGAGGUAUGGGGCACGGCAUAUCCGCAAAGCCAGCUGCUAGAAGAUCUGGAGAGUAGCCAGCUCUUUUAUCUGUAUGCUGAAGCUAGUCAGCUGCGCUGCUUCCUCGCCAAGCUCUGCAGGCCUGAAGCUGCCACUCAGUUGGACGUCAGAGAUCGCUUCGAAAUGGUGGCCAAGGCCAUGCGGAACGUCGAGUCAAGAUACAGCGAACUAUUUGCUGCAGCGAGUUUGCUGGACACCCCGGCAGAGGGAUCUCAUAAGAGGUUUGUAAUGAAUGUUCGCUUCAUCAUCCCUUUUUACUACGCGGUUGUGCUUUGCUUCUUUCGUCUUACUCGAGCCGACGCGGCGCUAUGUGCAAAGCAACGUCGUGCAUUGCAGGAAAUCAUGACCUUGGCAUUCCAGUCCCAUCGCGAUGCAGGGACGCAGGCGGUUACACGGAUGGCAUGGCCGCUGUUCAUAGCAGCACUGGAAUCUGACGAUGCUCUUCAUCGGGGUUGGAUCGUGGAACAAUUCGAGCUGAUGGCGGUAGAAGGGGAAAACUAUCGCCGUGCUCGUGAAGCGCUACGCAUUGCCCUCUCCGAGCAGCGCCCCCACGAGAGGCGAGUAAGCUAUUGGGAUGUGAUGACCAAGAAUGAUGUAGAUCGAUUUGUGAUUGUGUAG